GCAAGUUGAAUUUUAUAUGAAUGAAAAUACAUUUAAAGAGAGACUGAAGCUCUUCUUCAUCAAAAACCAAAGAUCAAGUCUAAGAAUACGAUUAUUCAAUUUUUCUCUCAAGCUACUAAGCUGUUUCUUAUACAUAAUUCGUGUGCUCCUGGAUGAUCCUACGCAAGGACAUGCAUGUAAGGAAUUGAGCCGGGGUUGUUCCAGUCAAAACUACACACCUGGAAUGAUUGAUUGGUCUCCUAUUAUUUGGGUGAAUCGAAGUUUGCCUUUAUGGGGAUUACAGGUUUCAGUGGCUUUAAUAAGUCUGUUUGAAACAAUGCUGCUGAGUUAUCUAAGCUACAAGGGAAAUAUCUGGGAACAAAUUCUGAGAAUACCUUUCCUCCUGGAAAUAAUUAAUGCUGUCCCUUUCAUCAUCACGAUUUUCUGGCCCGUUCUAAGAAACCUAUUUAUUCCUGUAUUUUUAAACUGCUGGCUGGCAAAGCAUGCUUUGGAGAACAUGAUUAACGAUCUUCACAGAGCCAUUCAACGCACACAGUCUGCAAUGUUUAACCAAGUCCUCAUUUUAAUAUCCACCUUAUUAUGUCUUAUCUUCACUUGUAUUUGUGGAAUUCAGCAUCUGGAACGAGCAGGAAACAAGCUGACUCUCUUUGACUCCCUUUAUUUCUGCAUAGUGACAUUUUCCACUGUGGGCUUUGGGGAUGUUACACCCAAGAUAUGGCCUUCAAAGCUGCUUGUUGUCAUUAUGAUCUGUGUUGCUCUUGUGGUGUUGCCCAUACAGUUUGAACAGCUGGCCUAUUUGUGGAUGGAGAGGCAAAAGUCUGGUGGUAAUUACAGUCGACACAGAGCUCAGACGGAAAAACAUGUUGUGCUGUGUGUCAGCUCUCUGAAGAUUGACUUACUUAUGGAUUUCUUAAAUGAAUUCUAUGCUCACCCCAGAUUGCAGGACUAUUAUGUCGUUAUUUUGUGUCCUACUGAGAUGGAUGCUCAGGUCCGAAGGGUGUUACAGAUCCCAAUGUGGUCCCAAAGAGUUAUCUAUCUACAAGGCUCAGCACUAAAAGAUCAAGACCUGUUGAGAGCAAAAAUGGAUGAUGCUGAAGCUUGUUUCAUUCUGAGUAGCCGCUGUGAGGUGGACAGGACAGCAGCUGAUCAUCAAACCAUUUUAAGAGCAUGGGCAGUUAAAGAUUUUGCUCCAAAUUGUCCUUUGUAUGUCCAAAUAUUGAAACCUGAGAAUAAAUUCCACAUCAAGUUUGCAGAUCAUGUUGUGUGUGAAGAGGAGUUCAAAUAUGCUAUGUUAGCUCUAAACUGUAUAUGUCCAGCUACCUCUACAUUAAUCACACUGCUAGUUCACACAUCGAGGGGACAAACAGCACCAUGGGAAGCUUUUAGACAACUUACUGGAACCAAGCAGACUUUAAACAGGGAGGGUCAGCAAUCACCAGAACAAUGGCAGAAAAUGUAUGGCAGAUGCUCUGGUAAUGAAGUGUAUCAUAUUAACCUGGAAGAAAGUACAUUUUUUGCUGAGUACGAGGGGAAAAGUUUCACAUAUGCUUCUUUCCAUGCGCAUAAAAAGUUUGGAGUCUGCCUGAUUGGUGUUAGAAAGGAAGAUAACAAAAACAUUUUGCUGAAUCCAGGUCCUCGAUACAUCAUGAGUUCUACAGAUAUAUGCUUUUACAUAAAUAUCACUAAAGAAGAGAAUUCUGCUUUUAAGCAGCAAGAAAAGCACAGAAACAAACACGAAUCAAAAUUAUCUUACCAUGGAACUUCUAGGUUGCCAGUACACAGUAUAAUAGCUAGCAUGGGGACGGUGGCUAUCGAUUUACAAGAUACAGGAUGUCGAACCUCGAGCAGACCUACACUAGCUCUUCCUUCUGAGGGAGGUAAAGAGGGCAGACGGCCCAGUAUAGCACCUGUUUUGGAGGUUGCAGACUCAUCCUCACUUCAGACAUGUGACCUGCUAAGUGACCAGUCAGAAGAUGAAACUACCCCAUCAGAUGAUGAAGUUUCUGAAGGCUUAGAGUAUGCCAAAGGAUAUCCUCCUUACUCUCCUUAUAUUGGAAGUUCUCCCACAUUUUGCCAUCUUCUGCAUGAAAAAGUGCCCUUCUGUUGUCUAAGGCUAGAUAAGGGGUGCCAACAUAAUUACUAUGAAGAUGCCAAAGCCUAUGGAUUCAAAAAUAAAUUGAUUAUAGUUGCAGCAGAAACUGCUGGAAAUGGUUUAUAUAAUUUUAUCGUUCCACUUAGAGCUUAUUACCGACCAAAGAAAGAACUAAAUCCCAUUGUAUUACUCCUGGAUAACCCGCCAGAUAUGCAUUUUCUGGAUGCAAUCUGUUGGUUUCCAAUGGUUUACUACAUGGUGGGCUCUAUCGACAACCUAGAUGACUUACUAAGAUGUGGGGUCACCUUUGCAGCUAAUAUGGUGGUGGUGGACAAAGAAAGUACAAUGAGCGCUGAGGAAGACUACAUGGCAGAUGCUAAGACUAUUGUAAAUGUUCAAACACUCUUCAGGUUGUUCUCAAGCCUAAGCAUUUUCAGAGAACUAACUCACCCAGCCAAUAUGAGAUUCAUGCAGUUCAGAGCCAAAGACUGCUACUCUCUUGCUCUAUCCAAACUGGAAAAGAAAGAACGGGAAAAGGGGUCUAAUCUGGCAUUUAUGUUUCGACUACCCUUUGCUGCUGGCAGGGUUUUCAGCAUCAGUAUGUUGGACACGCUGCUUUAUCAGUCAUUUGUGAAAGAUUAUAUGAUCUCUAUCACACGACUACUGCUGGGACUUGAUACCACACCAGGAUCUGGGUUUCUUUGUUCUAUGAAAAUAACAGAAGAGGACCUAUGGAUUAGGACAUACGCCAGACUGUAUCAGAAACUUUGUUCUUCUACGGGAGAUAUUCCAAUUGGAGUCUACAGAACAGAAUCCCAAAAACUUACAACAUCUGAGUCUCAAAUCUCUAUCAGUGUGGAAGAAUGGGAAGACACCAAAGAACAAAUUAAUUAUCGCAGUAAUCAUCGUAACUCAACAUCUAGCGACCAGUCGGAUCACCCUUUGUUACGACGAAAAAGCAUGCAGUGGGCCCGACGGCUGAGCAGAAAAGUCCCAAGACACUUUGGUAAAACAGCAGAGAAGAUAAGUCAGCAGCGAAUGAACCUUUACAGGAGGUCAGAAAGGCAGGAACUCGCUGAACUUGUGAAAAACAGAAUGAAGCACCUGGGCCUUUCUCCAGCAGGAUAUGAUGAAAUGAAUGAUCAUCAGAACACCCUCUCGUACAUCCUGAUCAAUCCUUCUCCAGAUACAAGAUUAGAGCUGAAUGUCAUAGUAUACUUGAUCCGACCUGAUCCAUUGGCUUACGUUCCAAAUACUGCACCUAGACGAAAAGACAGCUUCUGCAAUACAGUGGGACAAGACACCAGGGAAGAAACACAACUUUGAUAUGUAACUCAUCACAAAAUUAAGAGACAGUUUUAUACAUGUUAUUUUCAGUAAUCAUUUUGAAAACUAUUCCGAGUGGUAAUUUCAUUCAGACUUGGGAACCAGAGAAAGCAACAGUGGUAAGUGACCAACUUUAGAAACUUGGUCUCUAGGAACUCUGAUAUUAAGGAGCUGUCAGACUUGUAGCCUGCUCAAUAUGGUAAACAAAGUUACUGUAAGAGAAUUCUGAAAUUAUUUGUUCAUACUGGUUAAACAACAAUAGUUUUCAUAAGUGACAGAUUCCAUCAUAAGUUCACUUAGAAGCUAAGUAUAUUUAUCAGUGACAACACGUCAGUGACUAAGCUCCUAACCUACAUCCUGAAACCACCUGAUGCCUGUAGAAAGGCCAUGCAGAACUUGGAGUAGUAAAUAUUAGGUUAAUAUCUAAACAUGCCAAUGAGGCUUUGUGCAUCAAAAAUCCAGCCUUUCAGAUAAUUUUCAAGCUUAGCUUGUCAUCCAUUUAUAUUAGAACAAUCUAGUAUCAGUCUCAUUAUAGCCUCUGGGACUGGGGUGCUAGUUCUGUGGACACAGAUCAGGCUGCACGACACAGCCUACUGUAAAGUUUCUGAUCUGAGGCACAUCCACCUCAGAAAAAGUAGCUCAGAGGAGCCCAUCUGGAGGAAAUUUCCCAUCAUCUCAUACAGGCAUUUCAAAUGGCAGUAGUUUGUAGAGCAACAGAAGCAGGACUUCCUUUUGUAGGAAUUAUAUAAAGGCAGCCCUUCCACAUAUGUAGAAACUCAUAACGUACCAUCUACAUGAAGCUAAAAACAAUGAUAGCUCAGAUGAAAUAUAACCUUUUUAAUAAAAUCUGAGUGAUGUGUCAAUGAGAAACCUGUACAGUUUAGGAAAGAGAAGUCAGAAUCCCUCUAGGAAACAUUUCAUACCACAGAUCCUUCCCAUCUCCAUCAAGAUGCCAGAACUGCUACUGUCCAACAAUGUAUCUGUUAUUCAGAUUACCACAAAUGUGAUACAUUUCCAUAUAAAGUUAGGCAUCCUUUUGAAAACUAAAGAAAUUUACUGCGCAUUCCAUAAAAUGGAUGGAAUACUAAGUUGCAAGAAAAGGCACAGUUGAUUAAAUUGCUCAGCUUUGGCAUUUAACACUCAAGUAUGUCAAACAUCUGAAGCUGCCACAAAAUCUCCAGUCGACAGAUACCAGAAUGCCAAAAGUUUUGGUCAAAGCUUCUACAUAAUAAGCAUGCCUGUACAUGGUCUUCCAAAAUGACAUUCUUCCUCUGCCAUCUGUUACAGAAAGGGGAAAGCACACUUAAGAUAAAAGCCCUACUGUUGUAACGAUCUAUAUAUACACACCUUUUCCAAGAAAUUUGGCAACCAGUCUACAGUGGCAAAGUUGGUUUCUUUGAACUCCUUUGAUGUCCUACACGUGAAAAAAUUGAGCCUAAAAAUCAUUCCAUUCUAUUUGGAAAAGCAACUACAUGGUUGUUUUUGUUCCAAAAUAUAAAAUGCCAAGUUGCCCAAUGAAUCACUCGUGGAUGUGAGUAUGCUUAUCAGCAUUAUAAGGAUGUUGAAACUAAGUCACAUUCACAUUAGGAACAGCCUCUAGUCUGGUAUUAUUCUCUCUUCUUCCCAAUUCUUUUAAAAUCUAACUAGUUUUUGUUUCAUAUUAAGUCAGAAAUCCUAAAGCCAUAAUUAUUAAAACAAAACAAACAAUCCCACAGCAUUCUCAGAGUGGACUGAAGUCAUCAUGGUAUGGCCAUCAAAAGAGUAAGAAUUGAAGUCUGGAGAAGAAAAAAAAGGUAGCUGGAAAGCAUGGUUUCUCAGCAGUUUUUUGUAUCAACACAUUAAAGCAGUACCAGGUUUCAGAAUUUCAGAAUGGUUUCAGUGGCUCUGCUUAGAGCCCAUUAUUGUUCAGUGUGGUGUGGUGUUUUUUUUUGUGCACACUAGUCAUUUAGUUUAGUUAUUCACAGCUGAAGAUGAAAUAUUUCAAAUAUGUGCCCUCAGGGCACUGCAGUGGGG
This is a messenger RNA of Struthio camelus australis, 5431 nucleotides long. The record is from RefSeq and is a predicted model, not a curated record. NCBI's taxonomy places the organism in Eukaryota, Metazoa, Chordata, Aves, Struthioniformes, Struthionidae.